This is a messenger RNA of Gastrolobium bilobum, 318 nucleotides long. Its product is annotated as protein SMALL AUXIN UP-REGULATED RNA 12-like. Gene Ontology annotation, biological process: response to auxin. NCBI's taxonomy places the organism in Eukaryota, Viridiplantae, Streptophyta, Magnoliopsida, Fabales, Fabaceae. The record is from RefSeq and is a predicted model, not a curated record. The coding region runs from base 1 to 318 and encodes 105 amino acids. The transcript has a single exon.
AUGGCCUUAACAAAAUCAAGUAAACUUCCUCAAAAAGCACUUCUUAAGCAGAUUCUGAAGAGAUGUUCGAGUUUAGGGAAGAAACAGUGUUAUGAUGAUCAAGGGCUUCGCUUGGACGUUCCCAAAGGUCACUUUGUUGUGUAUGUUGGAGAAAACAGAAGCAGGUACAUUGUUCCAAUUUCUGUUCUAAGUCGACCAGAGUUUCAAACGUUACUCCAUCAAGCAGAAGAAGAGUUUGGCUUUGAUCACGAAAGUGGUCUCACAAUCCCUUGCCAUGAAGAUGUUUUUGAGUCUCUUAUUUCAACCAUGCUCAGAUGA